UUUUCCUGCAGAGCCUCUAAAAGGAGUUAUCCAAAGACCGGCAGACAAAGCUCUGAAACAGCCAUGAGGUUCUACACGCUUCUCUUCCUUGUCAUUCUCACCUGUUUGUACCUGACUGUGGCACAAGGUUCCUAUGAGGACUGCUGCCUAAAGUAUGCAAAGAAGCCCUCCCAUCAUGUCAGGAGAAUGGUCAUAAGCUACCGGAAGCAAGAGCUAGAUGGAGGAUGCAACAUCCCUGCCACUGUGUUUUCGAUUAAGCGGAGGGGUCGUCAAGGUCGAGUGUUCUGUGCCGACCCAAAGCAGCUUUGGGUGCGGGAGCUCAUGAAGAAACUUGACAAGAAGAGCAUAGGAUGAUGGAGAGAGAGAGAGAGAGAGAGAGAGAGAGAGAGAGAGAGAGACAGCGUUAACAGCGUAUAGUGAACAAGAUUUCCACCUCCUCCACGUUUUUGGACACAGACUCCGUUUGCCUCCCCUGCUCAUCUGAUCUCGUCCUCCUGCUUAGCCAAACUCUUCUUUUGUUAUUGCCUCUUUUGCAGACACACAGACUGGUAUCUUGCCAAUGAGACACACCACUGGCAAAUUGACACAACUAACACAGGCAGUGAUGCUGGCUGAGGGCCCACUAUUAUUGAAAGAGAGAGAGAAAGAGACAGAAAGGGAGAAAGAGAGAGAGAGAGACAUCCAAUGUAACUGAAAAUUGUGACUGCACAUUAUUGACACCUUGUAAUCUGUGUGUGUGUGUGUGUGUGUGUGUGUGUG
Molecule: messenger RNA, 759 nt
Organism: Alosa sapidissima (American shad)
Lineage: Eukaryota; Metazoa; Chordata; Actinopteri; Clupeiformes; Clupeidae
Gene: ccl25a
Product: chemokine (C-C motif) ligand 25a
Exons: 6
Coding region: 64-354 (96 amino acids)
Biological process (GO): inflammatory response; cellular response to interleukin-1; monocyte chemotaxis
Cellular component (GO): extracellular region
Molecular function (GO): chemokine activity; CCR chemokine receptor binding
Source: RefSeq, a predicted model, not a curated record